This is a messenger RNA of Capsella rubella, 3796 nucleotides long. RefSeq names its product calcium-transporting ATPase 8, plasma membrane-type. Gene Ontology annotation, molecular function: ATP hydrolysis activity; ATP binding; calmodulin binding. Gene Ontology annotation, cellular component: intracellular membrane-bounded organelle; membrane. The record is from RefSeq and is a predicted model, not a curated record. The transcript is spliced from 33 exons. The coding region runs from base 174 to 3491 and encodes 1105 amino acids. NCBI's taxonomy places the organism in Eukaryota, Viridiplantae, Streptophyta, Magnoliopsida, Brassicales, Brassicaceae. Gene Ontology annotation, biological process: calcium ion transmembrane transport.
UCCCGGAGAUAUUGCUUUUUUCCUGCUUGAUAUUUCACGUGGUUGUCGAAAGCUGAAGCAACCUUUAAACAGAAAUACUUACUUAUCUUUCCAUUUUUUUUUUGUUUCUCAGUGGUUUUGAGAUUUAGGGAUUUGAGUGGUCUCGCGUGUUCUCUCUCCUGCGACUGCAAACGAUGACGAGUCUCUUGAAGUCAUCGCCGGGACGACGCCGUGGAGGCGAUUUGGAGUCCGGUAAGAGUGAAAACCCCGAUUCUGACAGCGAUACGUUCUACAUCCCUGGUAAGAAUGCUUCAAUCGAGCGGCUCCAACAGUGGAGGAAAGCUGCGCUGGUUCUCAAUGCCUCCAGGAGAUUCCGUUACACCUUGGACUUGAAGAAGGAGCAAGAAACGAUGGAAAUGAGAAAGAAGAUCAGAAGUCAUGCUCAUGCUCUUUUGGCUGCAAAUCGUUUCAUGGAUAUGGGGCGUGACCAAGGAGGUGAAAAACCAACAGCGUCUGCCACUCCAGCUGGAGAUUUUGGAAUUACUCCUGAACAGCUUGUCAUAAUGUCAAAGGAUCACAACAAUGGCUCCCUGCAGCAAUACGGAGGGCCUCAAGGAUUGUCAAAUUUGCUCAAGAGUAAUCCAGAGAAAGGUAUCAGCGGAGAUGAUGAUGACUUGCUAAACCGCAAAACCAUUUAUGGUUCAAACACCUAUCCUCGAAAGAAAGGGAAAGGGUUUCUGAGGUUUCUUUGGGAUGCUUGCCAUGAUCUCACCUUGAUCAUUCUGAUGGUUGCUGCAGUAGCGUCUUUAGCACUUGGGAUAAAAACAGAGGGUAUUAAAGAAGGAUGGUAUGAUGGAGGAAGCAUUGCAUUUGCAGUGAUUCUUGUGAUUGUUGUCACAGCUGUCAGUGACUACAAACAGUCUCUCCAGUUUCAAAACUUGAAUGAUGAAAAGAGAAACAUACAUCUGGAGGUGAUAAGAGGUGGAAGACGAGUGGAAAUUUCAAUCUAUGACAUUGUUGUGGGUGAUGUCAUACCUCUCAACAUUGGCAAUCAAGUUCCUGCUGAUGGAGUGCUAAUAUCUGGCCACUCUCUUGCCCUUGAUGAGUCUAGCAUGACUGGAGAGAGCAAAAUUGUUAACAAAGACGCUAACAAGGAUCCAUUCCUAAUGUCUGGCUGUAAAGUUGCAGAUGGAAAUGGUGUAAUGCUGGUUACUGGUGUUGGAGUCAACACUGAAUGGGGAUUGCUGAUGGCCAGUAUUUCUGAAGACAAUGGUGAAGAAACUCCCUUGCAGGUGCGCUUAAAUGGGGUGGCUACUUUUAUUGGCUCCAUUGGCUUAGCAGUCGCUGCUGCUGUGCUGGUGAUUCUUCUUACUCGAUACUUUACCGGUCACACUAAAGACGUACAUGGAGGUCCUCAAUUUAUUAAAGGAAAGACAAAAAUUGGUCAUGUUGUUGAUGAUGUGAUCAAAGUUGUAACUGUAGCGGUAUGUUUCCUAUCUAACCAUCUUAGUCUAGUAAAAAGCCUCCACGCAAAAUCUUUCAUUUCUAGAAAUACUAAUACUUGGCUAUUGCUGCAGGUUACAAUUGUUGUAGUGGCAGUGCCUGAGGGUCUUCCGUUGGCUGUUACUCUAACCCUUGCCUAUUCUAUGAGGAAAAUGAUGGCAGAUAAGGCUUUGGUUCGGAGGCUAUCUGCUUGUGAGACAAUGGGCUCUGCCACCACUAUUUGCAGUGAUAAAACUGGAACACUAACUUUGAAUCAGAUGACAGUGGUUGAGUCUUAUGCUGGGGGAAAGAAAACAGAUACUGCACAAUUGCCAGCAACUAUCACUUCGUUAGUUGUUGAAGGAAUAUCUCAAAACACAACUGGUAGCAUUUUUGUUCCAGAGGGAGGUGGUGAAUUAGAGUUGUCUGGUUCACCAACAGAAAAGGCCAUUCUUGGCUGGGGAAUCAAGCUGGGAAUGAAUUUUGAGACAACCAGGUCGCAAUCUUCUAUCCUUCAUGCUUUUCCCUUUAACUCAGAGAAGAAACGUGGUGGUGUUGCUGUAAAAACGGCUGAUGGUGAAGUUCAUAUUCACUGGAAAGGAGCUUCUGAGAUUGUCCUGGCAUCUUGCAGAAGCUACAUCGAUGAGAAUGGCAAUGUGGCACCAAUGACUGAAGACAAGGCAUUGUUUUUCAAGAAUGGAAUUGAAGAGAUGGCUGGAAGAACCUUACGAUGUGUUGCACUGGCCUUUAGAACCUUUGAGGCUGAAAAGGUCCCAACAGGCGAAGAGCUCUCAAAGUGGGUACUCCCUGAGGAUGACCUUAUUUUACUAGCUAUAGUAGGCAUAAAGGAUCCAUGUAGACCAGGAGUCAAAGAUUCAGUUCAGCUGUGUCAAAAUGCUGGUGUCAAGGUCCGUAUGGUGACUGGUGACAAUAUCCAAACUGCCAGGGCUAUUGCUUUGGAGUGUGGAAUAUUAACGUCAGAUGCAGAAGCCUCCGAGCCUACUCUCAUUGAAGGAAAAUCAUUCCGUGCGAUGACUGACGCAGAAAGGGACAAAAUUAGUGGCAAAAUCUCGGUUAUGGGCCGAUCAUCACCCAAUGACAAACUUCUGUUGGUACAAUCUCUGAGAAGACAAGGGCAUGUUGUUGCUGUCACCGGCGAUGGGACAAAUGAUGCUCCUGCAUUACACGAGGCAGAUAUUGGUCUUGCUAUGGGAAUUGCUGGAACAGAAGUAGCUAAGGAGAGUUCAGACAUCAUUAUCUUGGAUGACAACUUUGCUUCGGUUGUCAAGGUUGUUCGCUGGGGACGAUCAGUCUAUGCCAACAUCCAGAAAUUCAUCCAGUUUCAGCUCACAGUCAAUGUCGCUGCUCUUAUUAUUAAUGUGGUUGCUGCUAUUUCAAGUGGUGAUGUUCCACUUACCGCUGUGCAGCUUCUCUGGGUUAAUCUGAUAAUGGACACUCUUGGAGCAUUGGCUUUGGCUACUGAACCACCUACCGAUCACCUCAUGGGGAGGCCUCCAGUUGGCAGGAAAGAACCUCUUAUUACCAACAUCAUGUGGAGAAACUUGCUGAUUCAGGCUAUCUAUCAAGUUAGUGUAUUGUUAACACUCAAUUUCCGAGGCGUAAGCAUACUUGGCCUGGAACAUGAAGUGCCUGAACACGCCACCAGAGUGAAGAACACAAUUAUCUUCAACGCCUUUGUUCUCUGCCAAGCAUUCAACGAGUUCAAUGCUCGUAAACCAGAUGAGAAGAACAUCUUCAAAGGUGUGAUUAAGAAUCGUCUCUUCAUGGGUAUAAUCGCCAUAACUCUCGUCCUCCAGGUUAUCAUUGUUGAGUUCCUCGGUAAAUUCGCUUCGACAACGAAACUUGACUGGAAACAAUGGCUGAUAUGCGUUGCCAUCGGUGUUAUCAGUUGGCCUCUUGCUUUGGUUGGGAAAUUCAUUCCGGUGCCGGCAGCUCCUUUAAGCAACAAACUCUCAGCACUAAAAUGCUGGGGAAAGAAGAAAAAGUCUUCUGGAGAAGGUUCACUCUGAUGACAUGGAGGGAGGUUAAUCUCUCAGAUACUCGGGAGUUUGUUUGCUACUACUACUCUUUAGGACUAACAGAGAAAAGCGUUUGGUUUGGUAUGAAUUUUAUUGAUAUUUUUCGGAAAGCCCCAAAGUACAGUUUUCGGGUUUUGUUGGUCGGGCAAAUUUGGAAUUCUGGUUUUUCUUCUUGGGUGUUUUUUUUCUUUCAUAUCUUUUGGUGUAAUAUGAUGACUGGAUAACCUUUGGAACCACUACUAGUAAAGAUUUUAACAAAGGAAAUCAAAGUUGGAAAGAAUGGAAAAUUUUAUAUA